Molecule: messenger RNA, 7629 nt
Organism: Propithecus coquereli (Coquerel's sifaka)
Lineage: Eukaryota; Metazoa; Chordata; Mammalia; Primates; Indriidae
Gene: TLN2
Product: talin 2
Exons: 56
Coding region: 1-7629 (2542 amino acids)
Biological process (GO): cell-cell adhesion
Cellular component (GO): focal adhesion; ruffle; cytoskeleton
Molecular function (GO): structural constituent of cytoskeleton; actin filament binding; integrin binding
Source: RefSeq, a predicted model, not a curated record
AUGGUGGCCCUGUCCUUGAAGAUUUGUGUGCGCCACUGCAACGUGGUGAAGACCAUGCAAUUCGAGCCAUCGACGGCAGUGUACGACGCGUGUCGAGUCAUUCGGGAGCGGGUGCCCGAGGCGCAAACCGGGCAAGCUUCCGACUAUGGGCUGUUUCUUUCGGAUGAAGACCCUAGGAAAGGGAUUUGGCUGGAGGCGGGCAGAACACUGGAUUACUACAUGUUGCGAAACGGGGAUAUUUUGGAAUAUAAAAAGAAACAGAGACCUCAGAAAAUCCGGAUGCUGGAUGGAUCUGUGAAAACAGUGAUGGUGGACGAUUCCAAGACAGUGGGGGAACUCCUGGUGACUAUUUGCAGCAGGAUAGGAAUAACGAAUUAUGAAGAAUACUCUUUAAUCCAAGAAACUAUUGAAGAAAAGAAAGAGGAAGGGACGGGUACGCUCAAAAAAGACAGGACGCUGUUACGAGACGAGAGGAAAAUGGAGAAGUUGAAGGCCAAGCUCCACACAGAUGACGACCUAAAUUGGCUGGAUCACAGCCGAACAUUCAGAGAACAAGGAGUGGAUGAAAACGAAACGUUGCUGCUUAGACGGAAGUUCUUUUACUCUGAUCAGAAUGUAGAUUCGAGAGACCCUGUGCAGCUGAACUUGCUUUAUGUUCAGGCUCGGGACGACAUCCUGAAUGGCUCUCACCCUGUCUCCUUCGAGAAAGCUUGUGAGUUUGGUGGAUUUCAAGCCCAGAUACAGUUCGGACCUCAUGUGGAACAUAAACACAAACCUGGAUUCUUAGAUCUAAAGGAGUUCCUGCCCAAAGAAUACAUCAAGCAGAGAGGAGCUGAAAAGAGAAUAUUUCAGGAACAUAAGAACUGUGGAGAGAUGAGUGAAAUAGAAGCCAAGGUCAAGUAUGUCAAACUCGCCCGGUCCCUCCGCACGUAUGGUGUGUCCUUUUUCCUGGUGAAGGAAAAGAUGAAAGGCAAGAACAAGCUGGUGCCUCGCCUCCUGGGAAUCACCAAAGACUCCGUGAUGCGUGUGGAUGAGAAGACCAAGGAAGUGCUGCAGGAGUGGCCCCUGACCACGGUCAAGCGCUGGGCAGCCUCGCCCAAGAGCUUCACCCUGGAUUUUGGGGAGUAUCAGGAAAGCUACUACUCGGUACAAACCACUGAGGGAGAGCAAAUAUCCCAGCUUAUUGCAGGCUACAUCGACAUCAUCCUCAAAAAGAAACAAAGUAAAGAUAGAUUUGGACUAGAAGGCGAUGAGGAGUCAACUAUGUUAGAAGAGUCCGUUUCCCCCAAAAAGUCCACCAUCUUGCAGCAGCAGUUCAACCGCACCGGGAAGGCGGAGCACGGCUCGGUGGCGCUGCCGGCCGUGAUGCGCUCAGGCUCCAGCGGGCCCGAGACCUUCAAUGUUGGCAGCAUGCCCUCGCCGCAGCAGCAGGUCAUGGUUGGGCAGAUGCACCGAGGCCACAUGCCGCCACUGACCUCAGCCCAGCAGGCCCUCAUGGGGACCAUCAACACGAGCAUGCACGCCGUCCAGCAGGCCCAGGAGGACCUCGGCGAACUCGACUCGCUGCCACCUCUCGGCCAGGAUAUGGCGUCUAGGGUGUGGGUUCAGAACAAAGUGGACGAAUCCAAACACGAAAUCCAUUCCCAAGUCGAUGCUAUCACGGCUGGAACGGCUUCGGUUGUUAACCUCACGGCUGGUGACCCUGCAGACACUGAUUACACAGCUGUGGGCUGUGCGAUCACCACUAUUUCUUCCAACCUGACGGAGAUGUCCAAAGGCGUGAAGCUGUUGGCGGCCCUCAUGGAUGAUGAGGUGGGCAGCGGGGAGGACUUGCUCAGAGCUGCAAGGACCCUCGCUGGGGCAGUGUCAGACCUGCUGAAAGCGGUGCAGCCUACUUCUGGAGAGCCUCGACAGACGGUUUUGACCGCUGCAGGAAGCAUCGGGCAAGCCAGUGGGGAUCUUCUGAGGCAGAUUGGGGAGAAUGAGACUGAUGAGCGGUUUCAGGAUGUCUUAAUGAGUUUGGCCAAAGCUGUUGCCAAUGCUGCUGCCAUGUUGGUACUGAAGGCGAAGAAUGUUGCCCAAGUGGCCGAAGACACCGUCCUACAGAACAGGGUGAUCGCUGCUGCCACCCAGUGUGCCCUUUCCACUUCCCAGCUUGUGGCGUGUGCCAAGGUCGUGAGCCCCACCAUCAGCUCCCCUGUGUGUCAGGAGCAGCUGAUUGAAGCGGGGAAGCUGGUGGACCGCUCCGUGGAGAACUGCGUCCGCGCCUGCCAGGCGGCCACCACCGACAGCGAGCUCCUCAAGCAGGUCAGCGCGGCGGCCAGCGUGGUCAGCCAGGCCCUGCACGACCUCCUGCAGCACGUACGACAGUUUGCCAGCCGAGGCGAGCCCAUCGGCCGCUACGACCAGGCCACCGACACCAUCAUGUGUGUCACUGAGAGCAUCUUCAGUUCCAUGGGCGAUGCUGGUGAAAUGGUGCGCCAAGCCCGGGUCCUGGCCCAGGCCACAUCAGACCUCGUCAAUGCCAUGAGGUCAGAUGCGGAGGCUGAAAUCGACAUGGAGAACUCAAAGAAGCUCCUGGCAGCAGCGAAACUCUUGGCUGACUCUACUGCUCGCAUGGUGGAAGCCGCAAAGGGCGCUGCAGCCAACCCAGAGAAUGAGGACCAGCAGCAAAGGCUGAGAGAAGCUGCAGAAGGUCUCCGUGUAGCAACCAAUGCUGCUGCCCAGAAUGCUAUUAAGAAAAAAAUUGUCAACAGACUGGAGGUCGCAGCCAAGCAGGCCGCCGCGGCGGCCACACAGACCAUCGCCGCCUCCCAGAACGCGGCCGUUUCCAACAAGAACCCCGCGGCCCAGCAGCAGCUGGUGCAGAGCUGCAAGGCAGUGGCUGACCACAUCCCUCAGCUGGUGCAGGGGGUGAGAGGGAGCCAAGCUCAAGCGGAAGACCUCAGUGCCCAGCUGGCCCUCAUCAUCUCCAGCCAGAACUUCCUCCAGCCUGGCAGCAAGAUGGUGUCCUCUGCCAAAGCUGCGGUGCCCACCGUGAGUGACCAGGCCGCAGCCAUGCAGCUGAGCCAAUGCGCCAAGAACCUGGCUACCAGCUUGGCGGAGCUGCGCACCGCCUCGCAGAAGGCCCACGAAGCCUGUGGUCCUAUGGAAAUUGAUUCGGCUCUGAACACCGUGCAGACCCUGAAGAAUGAACUGCAGGAUGCCAAGGUGGCUGCCGUGGAGAGUCAGCUGAAACCACUCCCGGGGGAAACGCUGGAAAAAUGUGCUCAGGACCUGGGAAGCACGUCGAAGGCGGUGGGCUCGUCCAUGGCGCAGCUCCUGACCUGUGCAGCUCAAGGCAAUGAGCACUACACAGGGGUGGCUGCUAGAGAGACGGCUCAAGCUCUGAAAACGCUGGCUCAGGCUGCCCGUGGAGUGGCUGCCUCUACAAGUGACCCUGCGGCUGCUCAUGCCAUGUUAGAUUCUGCUCGAGACGUGAUGGAGGGCUCCGCCAUGCUCAUCCAAGAAGCCAAGCAGGCCCUGAUUGCACCUGGAGAUGCAGAGAGUCAGCAGAGACUAGCUCAGGUGGCCAAAGCCGUCUCACACUCCUUGAACAACUGUGUGAAUUGCCUCCCUGGGCAGAAGGACGUGGACGUGGCCUUGAAGAGCAUUGGGGAGUCCAGCAAGAAGCUGCUUGUGGAUUCGCUACCUCCAAGCACGAAGCCUUUCCAGGAAGCCCAGAGUGAACUGAACCAGGCAGCGGCUGAUCUGAACCAGUCCGCAGGGGAAGUUGUCCAUGCCACCCGGGGCCAGAGUGGAGAGCUGGCUGCAGCCUCUGGAAAGUUCAGUGAUGAUUUCGAUGAAUUCCUCGAUGCUGGUAUUGAGAUGGCUGGCCAAGCUCAGACAAAAGAAGACCAGAUCCAAGUGAUAGGAAACCUCAAGAAUAUCUCUAUGGCAUCCAGCAAGCUGUUGUUAGCUGCCAAGUCUCUCUCUGUAGAUCCAGGAGCUCCCAAUGCGAAAAAUCUCCUAGCUGCAGCUGCAAGAGCUGUGACAGAGAGCAUCAAUCAACUCAUCACUCUAUGCACCCAACAAGCUCCCGGCCAGAAAGAGUGUGACAAUGCCCUCCGAGAGCUUGAGACUGUCAAGGGCAUGCUGGACAAUCCUAACGAACCUGUGAGUGACCUCUCGUACUUUGACUGCAUUGAGAGUGUGAUGGAAAACUCCAAGGUUCUGGGUGAGUCAAUGGCAGGGAUUUCACAGAACGCCAAGACCGGGGACCUCCCUGCCUUUGGGGAAUGCGUGGGAAUUGCAUCCAAGGCUCUCUGUGGGCUGACGGAGGCUGCGGCUCAGGCUGCAUACCUGGUCGGCAUCUCUGAUCCAAACAGCCAGGCAGGCCACCAGGGCCUAGUGGACCCCAUCCAGUUUGCCAGGGCUAACCAGGCCAUCCAGAUGGCGUGCCAGAACCUGGUAGACCCUGACAGCAGCCCGUCGCAGGUCCUGUCAGCUGCCACCAUAGUCGCCAAGCACACCUCAGCCUUGUGCAAUGCCUGCCGCAUCGCCUCAUCCAAGACAGCCAACCCGGUGGCCAAGAGGCACUUUGUCCAGUCGGCCAAGGAAGUCGCCAACAGCACCGCCAACCUGGUGAAGACCAUCAAGGCCCUGGAUGGGGAUUUCUCCGAAGACAACCGCAAUAAGUGUCGCAUCGCCACUGCGCCCCUGAUCGAAGCUGUGGAGAACCUGACGGCGUUCGCAUCCAACCCUGAGUUUGUCAGCAUCCCCGCCCAGAUCAGCUCCGAGGGCUCCCAGGCACAGGAACCGAUCCUGGUCUCGGCCAAGACCAUGCUGGAGAGCUCGUCAUACCUCAUUCGCACUGCACGCUCUCUGGCCAUCAACCCCAAAGACCCGCCCACCUGGUCCGUGCUGGCCGGACAUUCCCACACCGUGUCCGACUCCAUCAAGGGUCUCAUCACGUCUAUCAGGGACAAGGCCCCUGGACAGAGGGAGUGUGACCACUCCAUCGAUGGCAUCAACCGGUGCAUCCGAGACAUUGAGCAGGCAUCGCUGGCCGCCGUCAGCCAGAGCCUGGCCACGCGGGAUGACAUCUCUGUGGAGGCCCUCCAGGAGCAGCUGACUUCAGUGGUCCAGGAAAUCGGGCACCUUAUUGAUCCCAUCGCCACCGCAGCUCGGGGAGAGGCGGCUCAGCUGGGACAUAAGGUGACACAACUGGCAAGCUACUUUGAGCCCUUGAUCUUAGCCGCGGUUGGCGUGGCCUCCAAGAUCCUUGACCAUCAGCAGCAGAUGACUGUGCUGGACCAGACCAAGACGCUCGCAGAGUCUGCAUUACAGAUGCUGUAUGCAGCCAAAGAAGGUGGAGGAAACCCCAAGGCGCAGCACACCCACGACGCCAUCACAGAGGCUGCCCAGCUGAUGAAGGAAGCGGUGGACGACAUCAUGGUGACACUGAACGAAGCUGCCAGCGAAGUGGGGCUGGUGGGGGGCAUGGUGGAUGCCAUCGCAGAGGCCAUGAGCAAGCUGGAUGAAGGCACCCCUCCAGAACCAAAGGGAACAUUUGUCGACUAUCAGACGACUGUGGUUAAAUACUCCAAAGCCAUUGCAGUGACAGCUCAGGAAAUGAUGACUAAGUCGGUUACUAACCCGGAGGAGUUGGGAGGACUGGCUUCACAAAUGACCAGUGACUAUGGGCACCUGGCUCUCCAGGGCCAGAUGGCAGCAGCCACGGCGGAGCCAGAGGAGAUCGGCUUCCAGAUUCGCACCCGCGUGCAGGACCUGGGCCACGGCUGUAUCUUCCUGGUGCAGAAGGCGGGGGCCCUCCAGGUGUGCCCCACGGACAGCUACACCAAGAGGGAGCUGAUUGAGUGCGCCCGCGCCGUCACGGAGAAGGUGUCUUUGGUGCUCUCGGCUCUCCAGGCUGGGAAUAAGGGGACCCAGGCAUGCAUCACGGCUGCCACCGCCGUGUCUGGGAUCAUCGCCGACCUGGACACCACUAUCAUGUUUGCGACGGCCGGGACGCUGAACGCCGAGAACAGCGAAACCUUCGCAGACCACAGGGAGAACAUUCUGAAGACAGCCAAGGCCUUGGUGGAAGACACGAAGCUGCUCGUGUCCGGGGCUGCGUCCACUCCAGACAAGCUGGCCCAGGCGGCCCAGUCCUCAGCAGCCACCAUCACCCAGCUCGCCGAGGUGGUCAAGCUGGGAGCAGCCAGCCUGGGCUCCAACGACCCCGAGACCCAGGUGGUGUUGAUCAACGCCAUCAAAGACGUGGCCAAGGCCCUUUCUGAUCUCAUUGGUGCUACCAAGGGAGCUGCCAGCAAGCCGGCUGACGACCCCUCCAUGUACCAGCUCAAGGGGGCUGCCAAGGUGAUGGUGACCAAUGUCACCUCCCUCCUCAAGACAGUAAAGGCAGUGGAAGAUGAGGCCACCCGGGGCACCAGGGCACUUGAGGCCACGAUCGAAUACAUAAAGCAAGAGCUCACGGUGUUUCAGUCAAAAGAGGUACCUGAAAAGACAUCGUCACCUGAAGAAUCGAUCCGGAUGACGAAAGGCAUCACCAUGGCAACAGCCAAAGCCGUGGCGGCUGGGAAUUCGUGUAGACAGGAGGACGUGAUUGCCACUGCCAAUCUGAGCCGCAAAGCCGUGUCAGAUAUGUUGACAGCUUGCAAGCAAGCAUCCUUCCACCCUGACGUCAGUGACGAGGUGCGAACAAGAGCCUUGCGGUAUGGGACAGAGUGCACCCUCGGCUACUUGGAUCUUCUCGAGCACGUCUUGGUGGUUCUUCAGAAACCAACCCCAGAACUCAAGCAUCAACUGGCAGCUUUUUCCAAGCGAGUCGCUGGCGCUGUGACUGAGCUCAUUCAGGCCGCGGAAGCCAUGAAAGGAACGGAGUGGGUGGAUCCAGAAGACCCAACCGUCAUUGCAGAAACAGAAUUACUGGGGGCUGCGGCCUCCAUUGAGGCUGCCGCUAAGAAGUUAGAGCAACUGAAGCCAAGAGCGAAACCAAAACAAGCGGAUGAGACCCUGGAUUUUGAGGAACAGAUUUUGGAAGCCGCUAAAUCCAUUGCUGCUGCCACAAGUGCCCUGGUCAAAUCGGCCUCAGCAGCCCAGAGGGAGCUGGUGGCCCAAGGAAAGGUGGGCUCCAUCCCUGCCAAUGCUGCAGACGACGGACAGUGGUCACAGGGGCUGAUUUCUGCCGCCCGGAUGGUGGCGGCUGCAACCAGCAGCCUCUGUGAGGCAGCCAAUGCCUCCGUUCAGGGACAUGCCAGUGAGGAGAAGCUCAUCUCAUCCGCCAAACAGGUCGCCGCUUCCACAGCUCAGCUGCUUGUGGCCUGCAAGGUGAAGGCCGACCAGGAUUCAGAGGCCAUGAGGCGGCUACAGGCAGCAGGAAAUGCUGUGAAAAGAGCCUCAGACAAUCUUGUUCGUGCAGCCCAGAAGGCAGCAUUUGGCAAAGCCGAUGAUGACGAUGUCGUAGUGAAAACAAAGUUUGUGGGGGGCAUUGCCCAGAUCAUCGCCGCGCAGGAAGAAAUGCUAAAGAAGGAGCGAGAACUGGAAGAAGCAAGGAAAAAACUGGCUCAGAUCCGCCAGCAGCAGUAUAAAUUCUUACCCACAGAGCUGAGGGAGGACGAGGGCUAA